This is a messenger RNA of Sinocyclocheilus rhinocerous, 851 nucleotides long. RefSeq names its product lens fiber membrane intrinsic protein-like. The transcript has 3 exons. Bases 1 to 498 code for a protein of 165 amino acids. The record is from RefSeq and is a predicted model, not a curated record. Lineage: Eukaryota; Metazoa; Chordata; Actinopteri; Cypriniformes; Cyprinidae. Gene Ontology annotation, cellular component: plasma membrane.
AUGGUGUUCACUCUGGUGGGCGGGGCCUCUCUGUGUGGAGCGGCGGCCCUCGUGCUCCUCGUCAUCUCCACGGCUACUGACUAUUGGAUGCAGUAUCGCUACUCAGGGAAUGCAGCCAAUCAGGGCCUCUGGAGGUUCUGCAUCAAUCGCAAGUGCCACGCCCACACGCUGACCGUGGUGUGCAGUGAUGAUCAGCUCAGCAGUGCGAGGUUCAGUGUGUGUUGCAGUGGUUUUUAUGGUCUGGUUUGCGGUGGUUUCUGCUUUGAAGCGGUCUGUGUUUCUGCAGGAUUUCUUGCGCUCUUGGCUUUGGCGAUCUACACCGGCAUGACCGUCAACUUCUUCGGCAAACGCUACAUCGACUGGAGAUUCUCAUGGUCCUAUAUCUUGGCUUGGGUCGGCAUCAUAUUGGCUUUUGGAGCAGGCGUCCUGCAGCUCUGUGCGUAUCAGAGGAGCGUCUCUGAAGCAGCACCUGCGAGCGUCUCAAACAUCUCAACAUGAAAUAAAUGGCUUUCGGACUCUUUCUUUGGCAGAUGAUUUAUUUCUCACACAGGAUUAUUGGUGCAGCAUGAUUUAAUACUGGCAUUACUGGUUAGGAGUUAUGAUUCUGUCUGUCCAAUAGAUGGCGUUCAGAUGCAAAACACCCUCAGAUGAGGAAUGAUAUAUUCAGCACACAGACACUGAUCAGAGUUCAUUUCUCUGCGUCGCCAACUCAACAUGAAAUACAUACAGAAACACAGACAGCAGUAAAGCUUUUAAAAUAUUAAUGUACACAGAAGACCCUGAAUUACAGUUUGCCUUUUUCAAGCAGUUUCUGUAAACAUGCAAAGAUAAAAUCUUGGAAUAAUACAACA